CAGUUGAGUGAGUGAAAGCUUCUUCUCACCAGCUUUCACCUCUCUGAUUACGUAUACUCUCUUCUUUAUACCAACACCUUCCUCUCUUACUUUUGCUUAUUACACACGUCCCCCUUUGCUUUCCUCUUAUCCUUGCCUUUCUCUUUUCUUUACUCCUUUUUUCUUGGGUCCAAAUGCUUAGGUGGUUGUUUGUUCUCCCACCCUCCCUAAUUGCCUCCCAUACUUGACUCCCAAGUGAUCACUUCCCCUGUCCCUUUCUUUCUCCUUGGCCUCACUCUGCAUCACCCUCGUGCAUCUCCUUUUUACUCCUUCCUCUCUCUCCAAGCCUUCGACCCGCUGCAGCUUUCUGAGCCAAAGUGGAUGCCUCCUGCUCUUGCAAUCUCAGCUAAUUCGACGGGUAACUAUGCUUUUCAAGAUUGUUUCAGCAUGGAACAAAAGAAGAAGAAGAGGCAAAUCUCAGGAUCAUUGAACUGUUUUGCAGGGAUAUACAAGCCUCUAGAUCAUUGGCAGCUUAAAGGACCAACACCCUCUUUCAAAAUCCGCAACUGCUCAUCUGUGUUCACUCUGAAGGAGAUGGAGGAUGCGACAUGUAUGUUUAGCGAAGAGAACUUGCUCGGCAAGGGAGGAUUCGGCAGGGUAUACAAAGGUACUCUCAAGAAUGGGGAGAUUGUAGCUAUCAAGAAGAUGGACUUACCUGCCUGUAAGGAAGCAGACGGCGAACGUGAGUUUCGCGUAGAAGUCGACAUCUUGAGCAGGCUUGAACAUCCAAACUUAGUUACACUGAUUGGGUAUUGUGCUGAUGGAAGGGAUAGGUUUCUGGUAUAUGAGUAUAUGCCAAAUGGAAAUCUUCAAGACUAUUUAAAUGGAAUUAGGGAAGCAAAGAUGGAUUGGCCUUUGAGGCUAAAAGUAGCACUUGGAGCAGCAAGGGCUCUGGCAUACCUUCAUUCCAGCUCUGCUGUUGGUACUCCUGUUUUACACAGAGACUUCAAAUCUACCAAUAUUCUCUUGACUCAACACUUUGAGGCCAAGAUUUCUGAUUUUGGCCUGGCUAAACUAAUGCCAAAUGGUGAGGACAUAUAUGCAACUACAAAGCUCCUUGGCACUUUCGGUUACUUCGAUCCUGAGUAUGCAUUGACAGGAAAACUCACCCUUCAAAGUGAUGUCUAUGCAUACGGUGUGGUUUUACUUGAGCUAUUAACAGGUCGAAGAGCAAUAGAAUUGAACCAGGGCCCUGGAGAUCAAAAUCUUUUAUUGCAGGUUCGACAUCUACUAAAUGACCGUAAAAAGCUUCGUAAAGUUGUAGAUCCUGAUGUGGCUAAAGGCUCAUGUACCAUGGUUUCUGUUUCCAUGUUUGCAAAUCUUGCUUCACGCUGUGUUAGAUUGGAAAGCAGUGGAAGGCCGUCAAUGGCAGAGUGCGUGAAGGAACUUCAACUCAUUAUUUGUGCCAAUAUGAGAGUAUAAAGUAAUUGUCAAAGAACCCAGAGGAAUUAUUUGUAUGAUAAGCAUCCGAUGAAGCAUUUCAAGUUUUUUCCCCAGUUACUACAAACAAUAAAAAAGCCUAUGCGAGCUUAAUGUUUUGGAUGCAUGUCAAUAAUAUCCUUCUGUGAUUAUGUAGAUCCACAAUAUCAAAGUAGGCAAAAUUCUUACAAA
Molecule: messenger RNA, 1650 nt
Organism: Zingiber officinale
Lineage: Eukaryota; Viridiplantae; Streptophyta; Magnoliopsida; Zingiberales; Zingiberaceae
Product: probable serine/threonine-protein kinase PBL28
Exons: 8
Coding region: 361-1461 (366 amino acids)
Biological process (GO): protein phosphorylation
Molecular function (GO): protein kinase activity; ATP binding
Source: RefSeq, a predicted model, not a curated record